AUGAACGAUGAUUGCGUUGAAUUUCCUGCUAUUGGAAUUCUCAGUAUUAAAGAAUUCGCUAGAAUUGACAAUAGGAUCAAUAUUUCAUACCAAACUACAGAUUUUGUGGAGGGUGAUAAUUUAAUCACCUAUUUUGAAAUCAGUAUGGAGUUGUUGAGACCGCUGCGAACAGAAGUGUAUCCGUAUGUAGUUGAAAAGGUUGAAGUACCCAAAUAUGAUGGCACAUAUAGAGUAUAUUCGAUAAACGAAUCGUAUUUUGCCGGUUCUAUAUAUGAUAAAAUGAACAUAACCAUCACUCCACAAGUUGGAGAUUACAAAGGACUCAGCAAAGAUUUGCUCGUUGCCCUCCACCUACCGCCUGAUGCUGUCAAGCCACUGACUCGCAGAGCUGGCAGGUUCAAGGCAGUCAUGCCGCUUGAAUGUGCCGAGUUUGUUUCUGGCGAGAGCGAAUGUUUUUGGGAAAUGCUCAUCAAAGAUGACGUAGAGAAGCCGCUCACACGCCCAAGGAAAUUCCACAACGGCACAGAGAUCCCAGAAUUGAGGACCAUUGAAGUUUUCCUAGAUGAAAGCUACACUAAUAAGCCCACGUUGUUCUUUUGUUACGUGAAACGGUCAACAAAAUAUGAUGUUCAUAAAUGGACAACAGCGAUCGAAGUGGUCCCGAUUCUAAGUCAACAACUGAAACCAAAGUUGACGGUGGAUGUCGUUGAGCAAAGGCCUCGCCAUUUGGUUAUAAAAUGGAGUAUGGACGAUCUUCCGGCAAACAUCUCGGGUAUAAGGUUGGGCAACGGCGGAGUGGUCAACGACCACGGGCGGGUGAGGCGUGCACCAAUGUGGGCAGAGUUUGUGACGAAAAUUCAUAAGUUGGUUCCAAGAUGUCCUGGAGACCAGGAAAAAGUGGAUAGAGGUAUCAUCCUGGAAAUAGGCAUUGACAUGUGCUUGAAAAACAUACUCAUCAGCUACUGGAGCCAGGAUCUGAUUGCCUUUUUGAAACCUGCUCCCAGCAGAGAGUAUUCCAGUCCACAUACUCAAGAGUGA
This is a messenger RNA of Haemonchus placei, 1038 nucleotides long. Lineage: Eukaryota; Metazoa; Nematoda; Chromadorea; Rhabditida; Trichostrongylidae. The record is from the annotation of a GenBank genome assembly.